GGGACCCCACACCGACUGGCCGUGCAGGAACCUGCAGGGACGGGUUCUGGGUCCCAAGCCUCACUUCUUCCCUAAGUCCUGCCCAUCCCUCCCCGGCUGGCACUGGCGCUCGCCCGUCGUCGGGGAGGCUGGAGAUCACCAGGACGAGGCGCCUCGCCCCUCCCUCUCUCCACGAGCAGGACCUACACGGAGACUGGGUGGAGGGAAACCGGGGCACGAAGCUUUUCGUUUGUUUACUUUUAAAUGGUGGAGGGAAGCUGUCAAACUCUGCUACCCUCGUCCCAAAAGAGAGCUGUCAAAAAUCUCCAGUCCCCUCUGUUAGUGUGCAGAAAGGAAAUUGAUAGUAAGCGUCUGCUCCAAGGUGACACUGGUACUGGCAGGGCCAGGGGUGGAAUCCAGAAGUUCUGACACACUCAUUCCUCCAUAUCAGCACCUCCUUCUCGCCAGCCUCUACCCAAGCCUGGACUGAUAUCUGCUUUGUGUCCUGUCGAAGGUCUGUCCAACCCCAGAGCCAGGAGGAGUGAGAACCCUGACCUCUAAUCCCACUGCAUCCAGCCAAUAGGAGCCCAGCUAUCAUGGCGGAGCUGCAGGAGGUGCAGAUCACAGAGGAGAAGCCACUGUUGCCAGGACAGACACCUGAGGCCGCCAAGGAGGCUGAGUUAGCUGCCCGAAUCCUCCUGGACCAGGGACAGACUCACUCAGUGGAGACACCUUAUGGCUCUGUCACUUUUACUGUCUAUGGCACCCCCAAACCUAAACGCCCAGCAAUAUUCACCUACCACGACGUGGGACUCAACUAUAAAUCUUGUUUCCAGCCACUGUUUCAAUUCGGGGAUAUGCAGGAAAUCAUCCAGAACUUUGUUCGAGUUCAUGUAGAUGCCCCUGGAAUGGAAGAAGGGGCUCCUGUGUUCCCUUUGGGAUACCAGUAUCCAUCUCUGGACCAGCUUGCAGACAUGAUCCCUUGCAUCCUGCAGUACUUAAAUUUCUCUACAAUAAUUGGAGUUGGUGUUGGAGCUGGAGCCUACAUCCUGUCACGAUAUGCUCUUUCCCACCCAGAUACUGUCGAAGGUCUUGUUCUCAUCAACAUUGACCCCAAUGCCAAGGGCUGGAUGGACUGGGCAGCCCACAAGUUAACUGGCCUCACCUCUUCCAUUCCGGAGAUGAUCCUUGGACAUCUUUUCAGCCAGGAAGAGAUAUCUGGAAAUUCUGAAUUGAUACAAAAGUAUAGAAAUAUCAUUACUCACGCACCCAAUCUGGAGAACAUUGAACUGUACUGGAACAGCUACAACAACCGCCGAGACCUGAACUUCGAGCGCGGUGGUGAGAUCACCCUCAAGUGUCCUGUGAUGCUGGUGGUAGGAGAUCAAGCACCCCACGAAGAUGCAGUGGUGGAAUGCAACUCAAAAUUGGACCCUACCCAGACCUCCUUUUUGAAGAUGGCUGACUCUGGAGGUCAGCCUCAGCUGACUCAGCCAGGCAAGCUGACUGAAGCCUUCAAGUACUUCCUGCAAGGCAUGGGCUACAUGGCCUCAUCCUGUAUGACUCGCCUGUCCCGGUCUCGCACGGCCUCUCUGACCAGUGCAGCAUCCAUCGAUGGCAACCGCUCCCGUUCCCGUACUCUGUCCCAGAGUAGUGAGUCUGGGACUCUUCCUUCAGGGCCCCCAGGGCACACCAUGGAGGUCUCCUGCUGAGUGACUUUUACUGCCCUGUGUAGGACCCAACCCUCACCUCCCACAGCACUAACCUGGGAGCUGUGUAAGGGCAUGGGACCAGAGUAGGCAGGUCAUGCAAGAAGAUGAUCCUGACAUUUGAUUGCUACCCUAACCUUGAUAUUUAACCUGUGGUUUCCCCAGCUCCUGGGAGAGAUGUCCUAAUAUCUCUUAGAGACCCAGACCCCUAAAUUAUCCCCUCUCCCAUUUUGGUGUUAGGAGGAAAAGGCAUGUAUUCCCCCGAUCCAGGUGUCUAUAGAUGAGGGACAAGAGGUUUCUGAUGAUGCCUCCAUCAGCCUCUCUCUACUUAUUCCAUAUUUGCAAGGUUAGGGCAUUUGGGGCUGGGGCUCCAUUCACCAAAGCUGGCAUAACUUUUCAUGAUCUUUGUAGGCCUCUGAAGGGAAUGGGCCUAAAUGGAUGAAUAUCAAGGGGAGGCUUGCUGGUGGGUCUGUGAUCCUCAUGAUGUGAAGGGAACACCCAGUGUGUACACUGGAAUGGGAGAUGGUGGGUGAUGAUUGAGUAUGGCGUAAGGAUUAGAGCUGGUACAAUGGGAGGGGCCUGGGGCCAUUUGGCUUCACUAACUUUGGUAGCUAUCAGUGUGUAUCUAGAGUGGGAUGGGGGAGGGAACCCAGCUUGGGUCAGGUUGUUUGGGGCUUGACGUGAGAGUGGGAAGUGCUACUCUGGGGCUCUGCCCACACUGUGUUAUGUAUGGAAGGUGGCCUCCUGUCUCCACUUCUGCUGUGACAAUAAACUAGAGAAAUCUGAGCACCA
Molecule: messenger RNA, 2480 nt
Organism: Perognathus longimembris pacificus (Pacific pocket mouse)
Lineage: Eukaryota; Metazoa; Chordata; Mammalia; Rodentia; Heteromyidae
Gene: Ndrg2
Product: NDRG family member 2
Exons: 17
Coding region: 576-1691 (371 amino acids)
Biological process (GO): signal transduction
Cellular component (GO): cytoplasm
Source: RefSeq, a predicted model, not a curated record